Molecule: messenger RNA, 1500 nt
Organism: Rhodotorula graminis WP1
Lineage: Eukaryota; Fungi; Basidiomycota; Microbotryomycetes; Sporidiobolales; Sporidiobolaceae
Exons: 7
Source: RefSeq, a predicted model, not a curated record
AUGUCUGCCGCCGUCGAAGCCGCCCCUGCGCCCGCCGCCACCCUCCCGGUCGAGGAGACCACCACGGCUACCACGCCCGCCAUCGUCGAGCCCACCCCGGCCGCCGAGCCCGCCCUCGAGUCGUCGGAGCCCACGACGGCCGCCGCCGCCGACGAGCACCUCGACGGCGCCACCACGCCGCCGCACAAGAAGCGCCAGCCGUUCGCCGUCCUCAACAAGAUCUUCCACCACAAGUCGAACCCGACCUCGCCGACCGCCGAGACGGCCGACCCGAUCAAGGAGACGCAGGCGCCGGCUGCUGUCGUCGACGAGACCCCCGUCGAGGCCGCCAAGCCCGUCGAGACCACUCCCGUCGCCGUCGCCGAGACGCCCGCUGUCGAGGCCGAGGCGGGCCCUGCCUCGCUCGCUGUCGAGGAGGACAAGAAGGACGGCGCCGCCGUCAAGGACAAGAAGCCCAAGAGCCCGGGCGUGUUCGACAAGGUCAAGUCGUUCUUCGGCGAGAAGGAGAAGAAGGACAAGAAGGUCAAGACCCCGACCGAGGAGAAGGCCGAGCCGGUCGCUGUCGAGGCCGUCCCUGUCGCCGCCGCCACCGAGGCCGACGCUCCUGUGGCUGCGGCCCCCGUUCACGCCGCCGAGCCGAGCGUCGUCGCGCCCGAGGCCGUCGCCCUCGCCGAGGCGUCGGCCGCCGCUGCCGCCCCGGUCCCGCAGGUCAUCGAGCCCGUCGCGGGCGAGCCCAUUGUCGAGCCGACCAAGGACGAGCUCGAGGCUGCGGCCACCGCCGUCAAGCCCGAGGUCGCCGUCGCCGAGCCGGUCGCCCCGGUCGAGGAGUCGUCGCCGGCGCCGGCCGCUGUCGAGGCUAAGAGCGACGACGUCAAGUUCGACGAGGCGGCCAAGACGGACGACAAGGCGCCCAAGCGCGACCUCGCCAAGCUCGCCCGCCGCCUCAGCGGCAAGGUCGGCGGCUUCCUCGGCACGCCCAAGAAGGAGAAGAAGGAGAAGGACCUCGUGCCCGCCGUCGCCGCCACGUCGGCUGACGAACCCGCCGCGUCGACCUCGGCUGAGGCGCCCAAGAUCGAGACGCCCGUCGACGAGUCGAAGCUCGACGCUGCUGCGCCCGAGGCGGUCAAGGCCGACGAGGUUGUCGAGCGGGUCAAGGCCGACGAGCCGGUCGAGGCCGCCAAGCUCGACGAGGUCAUCGCCCCGGUCGACACCACCGGCGAGGAGCUCGCCAAGGACGUCGAGGUCAAGAAGGAGGCCGAGCCCUUCGUCGCGACCCCUGCGCCCGUCGCCGUCGUCGCUUGAGCGCGCUCGCGCUCUCUCGCCCUUUCUCUGUCCGCUCCCUCCCACACCCUCUGUCUAGCAUACCCCGCCACUCGUCUGCCCCUCCCUCGCUUGUCUACCCUCUCGUUACCGUGCCGUCGCUCGCCUAAUGUUCGCGCCUCGUCGACUCGACCCUCCCUCCCUCCCCCUCGAUCAUGCCCCCUCGUCUUUGCAGUCACC